CACCGUGUGAAGCUUUUAUGCUCACGCCGUCACGAGUCUUGGACGAAAAUUAAAGAAAUAACAUAUACAAAACAGUGCAUCAAGGGUUCCCCCGGUCGGCCGAUGGUUGCUUUGAUUUGCGUGAAUGUCCUUUAGUGUGAAACACGCGUGAGAGAGAGAAAGUGAAAAUUAGUGCGCGAGUGUGUUGGCGCGCGCGAGUGUGUGUGUUUGUGUGUGUGUGUGUGUGUUGGUAGAUAAGUUGUGUUUUAACACGUGCGUUAUUGAUGGUGUGCGUGGUUUUACUAGUUAAUUCACUGGAACCAACAGCAGCAUAGAAGACAUCGUUAGUGUCACAAAAUCGGGAAAAAUCCGUGUACCGAGCAUACUGUUGUAGCGGAUAGUACAAACAACCAUCUUCCUAUCGGCGUAGUUAUCGGCAAUCAGCGACCAUGGGAAACAUACACACCGUUGGACCUAACGAGGCCCUCAUCGUAUCAGGUGGUUGCUGUGGCUCCACGAAAAAGCGUACCAUUGUAGGUGGUUGGGCAUGGGCCUGGUGGCUAGUGACGGACGUUCAGCGGCUCUCGCUCGAGGUGAUGACCCUCAAUCCGAUGUGCGAAAUGGUCGAAACGGCUCAGGGUGUCCCAUUGACCGUGACCGGUGUGGCACAGUGCAAGAUCAUGAAGAUGAUGAACGUCUAUUAUUUUCACCAUCAGGCCGACGAGCUGCUGGGUACGGCGAGCGAACAAUUUUUGGGCAAAUCUGUGAAGGAGAUCAAGAUGACAAUCCUGCAAACGCUCGAAGGUCACUUGCGAGCCAUUCUCGGAACGCUUACAGUCGAGGAGGUGUACAAAGACCGCGACCAAUUCGCGGCACUGGUGCGCGAGGUCGCGGCCCCUGACGUCGGCAGGAUGGGCAUCGAGAUAUUGUCCUUUACGAUCAAGGACGUGUACGACGAUGUCCAGUAUCUGCAGUCGCUCGGCAAGGCACAGACGGCGAGCGUCAAGCGUGACGCGGAUGCGGGUGUUGCCGAGGCUAAUCGUGAUGCCGGCAUUCGGGAAGCGGAAUGCGAAAAGAGCGCAAUGGACGUAAAGUACUCAACCGACACGAAGAUCGAGGACAACGCGCGCAUGUACAAGCUGCAGAAGGCAAACUUUGAUCAGGAAAUCAACACUGCGAAAGCUGAAUCGCAGCUCGCUUACGAACUGCAGGCGGCCAAGAUCCGUCAGCGCAUCCGUAAUGAGGAAAUUCAAAUCGACAUCGUGGAGCGCCGCAAGCAGAUCGAGAUCGAAACUCAGGAAAUCAAUCGAAAGGACUGCGAACUGUCCGCCACCGUAAAGCUGCCAGCCGAGGCGGAGAGCUACCGUGUGCAAACGAUCGCCGAGGGUAAGCGCACGCAAACGGUCGAAACUGCGCGUGCGGAGGCAGAGCGCAUCAAGAAGAUCGGUUCGGCGGAAGCGUACGCCAUCGAGCAGGUCGGCAAAGCGGAAGCGGAGCGGAUGCGCAUGAAGGCGAACGUGUACAAGAUGUACGGUGAUGCAGCCAUCAUGAAUAUCGUACUCGAAUCACUGCCUAAGAUUGCGGCGGAAGUUGCGGCUCCGUUGGCAAAGACCGAAGAGAUCGUACUGAUCGGUGGAAACGAUCAAACGACGGGCGAUGUGACGCGUCUCGUUGGACAGCUGCCUCCAGCCAUCAAUGCCCUAACCGGAGUCGAUCUAUCGAAGGUGCUGGGAAAGAUACCCGGCGCAAAAGCAUAAUCAGACAUCGGCGGUGCAUCUUCGUAACGUGUGAAACCGCAUAAUAACGUAACACACACGGAUCUAGACGACAAAAGUACACGAACCAGCGAACUUACACACACUAUUAGUCAUGCAGAGACAGGGCUUCUUCAGGCCACCGAAACAAACAGAUGGGAAGUGUGGAAGUAAAACGAACGAUUUAUUUUUUAUUUCGAUACCGUACACAAAAUCGACCCGUCAGCCUAACGUCACAAUCGAUGGAUAUUCCGAAUGAUAUUCUAAUUCAACAGGCAUUAUUUUGCUGCAUUAAUCACUGCAUAGUUUGUCUUUAUUAGUUUUUGCUUCAUGGUUAUGGGUUAUAAGUUUUUUCUUUGCGUUAAGUGUUAUUUAGCUCUAGUAUUGGGCGAGUUUCAUAGAACGCCCAAUGAUGCGUUCUUCAAUCUGAGCUUGUACGGGGAGUGUGAAGUAAUGUCAUUCUUGAUAAGUCAAUAUUUGAUUGACAUUUUGAGCAGUUUUUGCUUACAGGAUGUUCUAGUUUUCGAUUGAAAUUUUUUCCCACUGACAUUCCUGUCUUCCUGGACGAUAAUUACCAAUUUUCCUAAAUAGUGAGUCCUGUUUUAGCUGAAUACUUCCCCAAACACAUUAUAUUGUAAACUCUAUUUGAUUACAAUCAAUCUUGAGGGUGGGUAGUGCUUCAUCAACCUCUUCUCAAAUGCCAUCCUCAGAUUGCAUAUAGGUGUAUUCAAUUACUGUAGAAAAAAUGACAUUAUUUCCACAGUCCUCCCUAUGAUUAUUUCAUGUUCUUUCUGUAUUACAUGCUUUACACGCUGCCAGUUAUAUUUUGCAGUAAAAUCAUAUAUCAAACUACUGUUUAGUUUUUUUCGGAUGUGGGUUUUGAUUGUUUCUAUGUUAUAAAUCACAUUUAUUGGAUUAUACUACACUAACACGAAAGAUUUCACCAACAACAUCGAUUUCAUGAUCGCAUUAUGAUCGUUCCACGGGGCGGCGCAUGCCACGUUGAAGAAAUUGUUCAGCCGGAAACGUUGUUAACAACAAAAACGUAGCAUUUUCUUCGUUAACUGCUUAACCUAAUCUCACUUUUGGUGCUUUUUAUUGUUUUAAUGUUUGAUAACAAAAGAAAAAACCGAAAACACCAAAGCAAAGCAUUAUCUCUUUAUAACGAUCGAGGAACGAUUCAUAAACGCACGACAAAAGUGUCCCAAAAACAAAAGCACGAACAUCGCGAAGCAAAUGGUAAAUGCAUACGGUUCGAGUCAUACGCAAAUAAAACAAAGAUGGGUUUUAGAUCUAAUUCUGAUGGAAAGUCGGACGUGAGGCAAAUGGAAAGCAAAAACGUUUAGUACCAUUUAUAAAACACUUUCGAGUGACAUUUUUAGGCGAAUUCAUUAUCUGUUUUCUAGCUACAUUUUUAUAAAACGAUUUACGCGUAAAUUGAGUCAAAGAGCGAUGACGGCCGUUUAGAAAUGGUACACAAAUUCAAAUUGGAUUACAAAUUUAAACCGCUGUAGGAUGCUGCUUUUCUUUGCCUUUUCGGGUACAUAGUAAAGAAGAAUACUAUAGCGAACUUCUAGAUAAGAAUGCCGAGAGAACGCCGUGCAAAUCUUUCUUAAGAAACUAAAACCAUCUACACACGUCUUACAAUUGUCCAAAUUGCUGUAAAGUGUCCAAACGCAGGUUGCCUAUCAAUGUCUUGGUUGCUUUAAAUGGUACCGGUGUAACAAUGAAUAGAGAUAACAAACCAUAUUUACUAGCAAAUCCGGAGUGAACCGAUACUGUACUCCUUAAAAACAACCCUACGUUCGUCCCGUGGUGGUAAACAGGAACAAAAUACACACGAAACACUACUUACAUCUGUAUAAAUCCAUACUAUCGCGUGCAAGUAGCAAAACGAAACACACCACAAACAAAUACAAAGAAAAAUAACAAAACCUCGAUCUAGACAAUGUACCAUAUAUGAAGUGAAACAAAACAUUUUUCCUCUUCCACCAUUCGCACCUGAACAUCUAAAUGCGCUUCGUAAGAUUCCUAGCUCCUAAAAAUCAAAAUUAUAUAGCAUUUCGGUGAGGAGAUUAGAAAAUCACAAACUCAAAACGUACAUCCCUUCCUGCCUGGUUCCGCUUGUUUCACUUUCAUUCCUUCUAGGCGAAAAGAAAACGAUUAAGAACUAGUGGAACAAAUUCACGUAACAAAGCGAAUACAAAACAAGAAAAACAGUAGUAAACAUAGCGAAAGAAGAAAGAAGCGUAAAUAUAUUCUAUCGAAACAAAAAAAAGUGUUGUAAAAGAAAGCACUUGAAAACAUUAACAACAAAAGAACAAACUCACAGAGAAAAAAACGUGGGGGAAGUGUAUUGCAGAACAAGAAAACAAAAAAAUAGCAGCUAGCAGUAGAAGAAAAAACACACAAACAGAAGCAGAAGGAGAAGUAACAAAGAGAAAACAAAACUUACACAGAAAAAGAAAAUCAGAAAAGUGUAUAUUUUUUAUACUCCUUAUAUAAAGACGGUGUGUUUAUUGAGUGGAGAAGCCAAAAGAGGCGAACAAAACCGAGCAGGAAGGCCAACACAACAAACAAACAAACAAAGAAGUAAAUAGCAAAACAAAACAAUAUAACACAACAACAACAGGUCGGUGUAGCAAAACCAAAAUUACACAGAGUGUAGGCUGUUUUGAGAUAGAACAUGAUAGAAAUGAUUGAAGUACGAUGCCAUACAAACACACUCCAUUCAUUCAUGCAUUAUACAGUGCUUGAUAAAGUAAAGUAGCGUAUGAAAGUAGGAAAUCGAACAUUAAGAAAACGAUUCAGUGUGUCGCUAGUAGUGUUUGGGAAUACGAACGUCGCAUUCGUAUUAAAUGACGAAAUGACACACACUCACAACUACAACAUCGUGUUGGAAAUUUCUUGUUUUUUCAUAUGUUUUGUUUGAAUAGUUUUGCACUAAGGGCAGCUAGGGGGCCUCUGUGCCGAUUUGUUCUGUACAACCCCACACACAGCCGAGGAAAGUGUGUGUAUUCUUACGAUUGCAUUUAAUGAGCAAAUAGCCAAAAGCUCAAUAGGAUAUCUCAAUAGAUGACGGUGUACCCUCCAGAACACGCCCACGUUCAUUUCGUUGUCACACCUCGUUAGUCAGCCUUCGUUUUGCUAAGUAAUAAUGCGUAAAAUGAGAACAUGUAAAGUGCUUGUGUAAAGAGAAGAAAAAACUGCAGUAAAUCGAACAGUAAGCGACAAAGUAAAACCGAUAACUUUAAAAACAUGUUACCACGAAAGGAACGGAACAUCACGAAAAAAAAAACAAAGGAAAAAAGAAGUGAAAACAAGAAAAGAAAACAACAGAAAAGCGAUCGCUUAAAACCAAACAAACAAGCAAGCAACCUUCUGGUGGUUCGAAUAACAGAAAAGGCGGUAACAUCGUAACAAGAAAAAUAUAUAAAUAUAGCAACAAAAAGAAUAAGGGCGACAUUAUGAACCACGUUCAAGCGUUAGUAUAACGACAGGAAGCAGCAAAACAUGAAAAAAUUAAAAAAAAAACAACCACAUGCAUAAGCAACACAAUGUUCUAACACAAUUUAUAUAAUUUUUCACGUAAAAAGUAAUCGUAA
Messenger RNA from Anopheles moucheti, 5338 nucleotides. RefSeq names its product flotillin-2 (gene Flo2). Lineage: Eukaryota; Metazoa; Arthropoda; Insecta; Diptera; Culicidae. The coding region runs from base 429 to 1736 and encodes 435 amino acids. The transcript is spliced from 7 exons. Gene Ontology annotation, cellular component: plasma membrane. The record is from RefSeq and is a predicted model, not a curated record. Gene Ontology annotation, biological process: protein localization to plasma membrane; regulation of myoblast differentiation.